Metopolophium dirhodum (rose-grain aphid) is the source of this 1249-nucleotide messenger RNA. RefSeq lists its product as uncharacterized. NCBI's taxonomy places the organism in Eukaryota, Metazoa, Arthropoda, Insecta, Hemiptera, Aphididae. The transcript is spliced from 2 exons. Bases 69 to 1169 code for a protein of 366 amino acids. The record is from RefSeq and is a predicted model, not a curated record.
UUACAUUUUCAAAAUUUUGAAGUAGGUAAUUCUAUUCGUUGCUCAACAUUUAAUAAAUUAAUUCAGUGAUGGACAACAAUAAUGAAAAACAAAUCACAGUAACAGAGCCAACAGUUAUACCGAUCGAUCCAUCGAUUACACCCCCUACUGCACCGAAAAUUACAGUGGCUGAGCCAACAAUAACACCAAAUGUACAAAAUAUUACAUCAACCGAGCGAUCAAUUACACCAAAUGUACAAAAUAUUACAUCAGCCGAGCCAUCAAUUAAACCGUCCUGCACUCCAACAACUACAUCGAACAAACAAACAAUUAUAUCGACCAAGUCAGAGAUUACACCGACUGAAUCAAUAUCGGUCAAGCUAGCGGUUACACCAACUGAACCAACAAUUACACCGACUGAGUCCAAAAUUACAAUGGCUAGACCAAGAAAUAUUCCGGUCGAGUUAAUAAUUACAUCGCCUAGGCCAAGAAUAACAUUGACUGAGCCAAUAAAAACACCGAUCGAGAAGGUAUUAGUCAUAAAGGAUCAUAUUAUUCGGCCUAAUCAACCACUGUUUUAUGUGAAAAAUCCCAAAGGGUGGUUUAAUCAAUUUGAAUCAAAAAUAUUGGCCGCGGACUUGAUUGAAGACUUACCAGUGUAUUAUGACCUCUUAAAAGAAUUAAACAAUCAUGAUAUUUUAUGUUGUAUUCUGGACGUAUUUCAAAACAUGAGUAUGGUCAAUAAAUACAUGUAUUUUAGAAGCCAUUUGCUUAAAAAAAUAUCGGAACAAGAAAGGCUUAUAGAGCUCGUAAACGAUUUAAAAUUGGAAGAUAAAUAUCCGUCCGUUCUUUUAAAUGAAAUGAAACAAUUAACGGAUGAUAAGUUAUUAGAACAGAAUUUACAACGCUUGUGGUUACAAAAGUUACCACCGCAGGUACGAGAUAUACUAUUAUUAUCUUCCGAUUCUUUGAGUUCCAAAUCAUUGUUGGCGGACAACAUUAAGGAUCUACAUUAUUCUCCAGAAGCUCAAUUAUCAAAGGAAGCCGCUAAACAAUAUGAACAUGAACAUGGAUUGGCUAACUCAGCUGAUGAUCAUCAAACAGAAAAUGCACAACCUAUCAAUAACAAGAAUUCAAUCCAAAAAGAGAAAAAAAAGUCUUGUUUAAAUAGUUUUUGCAAAUGCAUCUAGAUUAAGAGUUGUUUGGUAUUGUUGCGGGUAAUUUUCCAUACAUGCAACUAUUAUGAACAAUCUUUUAUUUUUAAUCACAA